CUCCUGUUGCGACCAGUCCUUCCAUUCUAUUGGAUGCUGAAUCUGUAUGAUGAUUUCUUCCCUACUCAUCCCUGCACCAACCGUUCUGCUCGAUCCUUUUCCAAGGUAACACUGUUUGCUGUACAAUCUGAUAUCAUAUCCCACUACCAGAUCAAAAAUUAUAUCGAUGUCUUUGCCUUGAAGAAUCAAUUUCAAUAGGUGGCUAAUUUUCUCUAUUACAACUCAUUUCUUGCUUCUCAAUUUUUGGUUUUUUCAUAUCACAAAACCAAUUGAUAUGGAGGCUCCAUGUUUUAUGCUAAGUAUGUAUGAUUCUAUCCCCAUUUCCCCUUGUUUAAUUUCACUCUUGAUGUCAUAUUUUAUGUUUGCUCUGGGUACACAUUUACCUAUAAAUUGAACCCAAGUCUUCAAUUUUCAUUGCGCCUGGUCUUUCACCUAAUUCACCUCACUUUCGCUUCCAAAUUUCACAGCCUGCAACACCAUCUUAAACCGCCAAAAAAGCUACUCAAGCUUUAAACCUUCUGUUUCACCAUAUCCAGGUUAUGGAAUAGUGAAAUUUCUCAAACCUAGAAACCCGCAAGUAACCAUUUAGCUUCCAAUUACCCUGCAAGACACCAUGUCUCUAUUAAUAACCCCCUAGACUCCACUGUUCCAACAUAAUCAAUUGGAGAGGUCGUAUUGUUGGUGGUUUCACCAGAUUAAACAAAAACUCAUUCAUUCUCAAACAAGCUCUUAAAUACCACAAGAACCUAACUGGGAACAUCUUUGUCUCAAGAUUUGGUAGAUCCCACUACCACAUUAAAUUUGAACUAGCUCAUGAACUGGCUAGUGUGUUGAGGCAUGGAACCAGAGUUAUGUUUGGUGAUCUGUUCUUGAUCCAAGAAUGAAAUACGUCUAUAACCCUUAGAAACAUAUCUCUAAACUAUAAAGACUUUGGAAUCAUUCUCAGAAAUUUAUACCCAGAGCAAACAGACAUUGUGAUCAAUGGGGAUUAGACUCAGAGUGGAUGUUUCUCAACCUCUACAGUUUGGCUACUAUGCACCAAACAAUAGAUAUGAAGUAAAUAGAGUAAUUAUGAGAUACCAGGAGCUUCCCAGGCUGUUCUGCAACUUCUGCAAUAGGCUAGGACAUGCAAAUGUAGACCGUAUGGAUAUUUUUCUUCUUAACCACCCCAAUAUGCAAGCACCUGCUCAUUUCGAUGAUCUCCCCGAGCACACUCCUUUCCCUGAAGACCCGUUCGCGCAGGCAUCGUACGACCAAGAAGCUCUCCACAAUAUAGACAGAGAUGAUCCUGACAGUGACUGGAGUCUAGAAGUCCAUUAUUCUCAAGUGAAUACCAGCCGUGAACAAUAUGUGUUUUCCUACACAGAUGGAGAAGGACCAGCUGAAGGCAAUUACCAAUUUGGCUUUCGCUCCAACAUGUCAACAUAUUCGGAAAGAACAAGUGCAAACCCUCCAUUGUUCCACCACCAUCGGCAGCAUCUCCAUCGUCACCACCAACAACGAACCCUCCAUUGCUCCACCACCACCAUCACCAUAACUACCAACACCAUCUCCUUAAUCACGAUCUACAUCUCCAUCUUUCCAGAUCGAAAAUUACUUUAUCCUUUUCUUCUUAGAACAACCAUCGCCACCACCACCACCACCACCAUCUCCGUCCUUUUUCCUGCUUUUUUCGCCGCUGUUACAAUCGAAAUAUCGAUUGAGAGAAAGAUUUUCGAUUGAGAUAUAUUUCAAUCGAAUUACGUUUCAUUUUAGGUUUCAGAGAUUUUUCAAAAUUGAUUUUGUGUUGAUUUCAGUUGGGAAGAACACGGAAGAUUGUGGAUCUAAGAUGAUUCAUGAAUGAGAUGUCAUUGUUGUGUGUCAAUUCAGCUUGAUUUCAUGACCUUGUGCUGAAGUUGAGAAUGAAGCAGAAAUGGUGAUUUAGUGAAAUUAGUAUUUGAUUUUGUGAUUUUGAAGAAAUUGAAGCUAGGGUUUGAGCUCAUGAUGGUUUAAAUGGUUUGAAUUGGUGUUGAAGCUUCAGAGCAUACAAUGGUGGUGCUGCUAUGGAUUAUAGAUGGUGUUUGAUGGUUUUGUUGGUGGAUCUGAAACUGCAUCUGAUGGAAAAAUGGGUAUGUGUUUUAGCAUAUAUGAAUUGCUGCUAAUGUAUGUCAAAAUGGAUUGGAGAUAAAUAGAUGUAUGUUAGGGUGCAGUUGAGCAGAGGAUGAUGUUGGUGGCUACUGCAAUGAAGGAGAUGAAACUGUUGUUGUUUAUGAAGCUACACGUGAUGAUCAAUUUUUGUUUGUUUAUAUGUUUUUAUGGGAUCAACUCCUGUUGUUGACCCAAUUUUUUAUUGGA
Papaver somniferum (opium poppy) is the source of this 2334-nucleotide messenger RNA. RefSeq lists its product as uncharacterized. The coding region runs from base 982 to 1722 and encodes 246 amino acids. NCBI's taxonomy places the organism in Eukaryota, Viridiplantae, Streptophyta, Magnoliopsida, Ranunculales, Papaveraceae. The transcript has 2 exons. The record is from RefSeq and is a predicted model, not a curated record.